Messenger RNA from Sus scrofa (pig), 7285 nucleotides. The record is from RefSeq and is a predicted model, not a curated record. Lineage: Eukaryota; Metazoa; Chordata; Mammalia; Artiodactyla; Suidae.
ACUGAGCGAGGCCAGGGAUCAAACCAUCAUCCUCAUGGAUACUAAUCAGAUUCGUUUCUGCUGUGCCACAACAGGAACUCCCUGCCCAAGUGAUUUAGGUCGGCCCCUCCGGGCUGAGUUCUCCCUUUUCCUCUGGAGGUGAAGUUUCUACUGAUAGAAGGGGAUGCCCUGCCAAGAGUUCUGGGCUGCUGUUCUCUGGGGAGGCCCUUGAGGGAAGCAGCACAGUCUUCAUGGUCUGCAGGCUCCUCCGAGGGUACAGCUUGCUGCCCUGAGUCCCACUUGCCCCAUAGUUAGACUGGAGCAGUGUAGGUCCAGCUGCUUGGGCUCUUCUGGUGGCAGCAUGCAGACAUCAGGACCAAACUCGUUAGCAACUGGGUUAUUCAAGAUAUAUGGAUAAUGGAGAAAAUUACAAUGCAGAUUGGUAAAGUAUGACUGUUGUACUAAGAAAAAUAAUAUGUAUGGGAACAUAUUUGAACACACUGACACACCUACAGCAAUUCAUCCAUGUGCAAAAGGAAUUCUAAAAGAUACUGCAAACAGUUUUUCUGUACCAGGUGUAAUGAUUAGAGGCUUUUCACCUUCUAUGGUUAUAAAGGAGUAUAAUCCAUUAAUAAACAAUAGAAAAUUCAACAUUCUACACAUUUAUUUUUCUUUUCUUUUCUUUUCUUUUUGGCUAAGCCUGUGGCAUGUGGAAUUUCCUGGGCCAGAGACUGAACCUGCCCCCCAGCAGUGACCCCAGUCACAGCAGUGAUAAGUGAUGAUACAGGAGAGGAUGGAACAUCUUAUUACAUGUAUUAAUAAACAAACUUCAACUAACUGGCUUUAUUAGGCAAUUACUAUGGAAGCACCCCAUGUGGCAACUAGAGGAGCACUCUGAUGGACCUGUAUGGGAUCUUUUCUAUUGUUCCUAACUGAUCACACUGAAACUCAUAAAGUGACUCUAAUGCUUCAGGCUACAAUAUUGGAAGAGCAAUAACAUCAAGUUUCCAGAUAUUCAUGGAUUCACUUAUGUCUGAAUGGCUCUAUAGAAUGAUAUGCCACUUACCUCAGUUGUGGACUGAAGAAAAUGCACAACUUAAAAGUUUUGAGGUGUCCUUUAUUCAGGGAGCUUACUCAUGACUAUAGCUCUGGAGACAGCCUCUCAGACAGCUCUAAGGAACUGCUCCAUUAGAGGCUAGGCUUGAAGGAGUCUGAAAUAACGUCUCUUCACACCUUUAACAACGACCAAAGCCCCUCCCGCUGGGUCGGAGCACCGUUUUCUCCGCCUUCCUCGGGGUACCUCUCAGCGAAAGCUUUGGACCGGAUGGAGGCCACGUUCUUGAGGUCUCAAAGCUCUAGGAACUACAUUACCCGGAAGAGCAUAGGCGGAGAGACACCGUGAUGAACCAAUGACGGGUCUGGAACGCGGGCUUUCCCCGGAGGAGCAUGCGUCAGGGGCGGGACUUCCGGCAUCCUCUCCAGCCGUCAUUUUAUUUGGCUGCCACGGAGUAGGGAUCGCUGUUGUGGUAACGUUGACCUCUGUUCUGGAUCGAUGUCCUGAUGAAAGAGUGAGAGAGGAGGAAGAUACUCACAUCUGUCGCCCUCAUUUUAGCGUCACUCCUGUUGUCUCCUGGGGUCGGGAACGGGAAGGUCCGAGAGGAGGCUCUCCCCGCUGCACCCAGGCGUGUCAGCGGUUCUGAGACGCAGCCUGGGAAGAGGACCGCUGCUCCUGGCCCUCUCAGACCACAGACUCCGAUGGCGGUGGUCGCGCUGAGGGACCCGCCUCAGGGUGGUGUGACCUUCGCGGACGUUGCCGUGCGCUUCUCCUGUGGGGAAUGGAGGCUCCUUGAUGAGGCUCAAAGACGCCUGUACCUCGAUGUGAUGCUGGACAACUAUACACUUAUAUCCUCUCUGGGUUGUUGCUGUGGAGCAGGGGCUGUGGAGUCACGCUUAGAAAAAACAGUUCCUGCAGGAGUCUCACAGGCUUGGUCUCCUAAGACAGCUCCAUUUUCCCAGAAGAUCCACCCCUGCAAGAUGUGUGGUCCAGUCUUGAGAGACAUUUUCCACUUGGCUGAGCCACAGGAAACACAACCCAGCCAGAAACUGUUGAGGUGUGGGGCAUGUGAGACACAGUUUUAUAUACUUUUGGAAAGCCGUGUGUACAGGACAUCGUUUUUUAAGAGCUACACAUUCCAUUUAUCACAGAAGCCUCUUUCUUCUGGGAAAAUUCUGGCCCCCAUGGGAUGUCUGCAGCAACAGGCUACUCAUACUGUGGAGACACGAAAUAAAGACACCCAGUGGAGGUCAGCUUUACAAAGCAGAAGUCAUCACUGGGGAGAGUGCAAAAAAGCCCUCAGCCCUGGACAGACACUUGUUCAAGACCAGGGUGUCCCCAGUGGAAGACAGUGUUUUGUUUGCAGUGAAUGUGGGAAAACAUUCAGGUUCAAAUCCACAUUUGUUAUACACCAGAGAGUCCACCUUGGAGAAAGGCUUCAUGUAUUUAGCAAAUGUGAAAAAUCUUUUAGACAAAGCUCAGCCCUCAGUCAACAUGGAAAAAUUUAUACUGGUUCAGUACAGGACAAGUGCAGCAAAUGUGGAAAAUCUUUAACCCACAAAUCUGUUCUAAUUUAUCGCCAGAUAUUGCCCAAUGGAGAAAAUAGUUCUGUGUGCAGUGACUGUGCAAAAUCUUUUCAUCAUAGCUCUGUGUUCAUGCAACAAAAUGGAGUGUUUUCUGGAGAAAAAUUUUAUAAGUGUAGUGACUGCGUGAAAUCUUUUACCUGUAGGUCUGCCCUCAUUUAUCAUCAGAGAACUCACACGGGAGAAAGACCUUAUGAGUGCAGUGAAUGUGGGAAAUGCUUUACCACUAACAACAUCCUCCGUAAUCAUCAGAGAACUCACACAGGACAAAGACCUUAUGGGUGCAGUGAGUGUGGGAAAUCUUUUACCUCUAAUAGUGCUCUCUGUUAUCAUCAGAGAGUUCAUUCUGGAGAACAGCCUUAUGAGUGCAGUGAAUGUGGGAAGUCUUUGAACUCUCUGUCUGCCCUCAAAUAUCAUCAGAGAUCUCACACAGGAGAAAGGCCUUAUAAGUGCAGUGAAUGUGGGAAAUCUUUUACCUGUAGAUCUUCCCUCAAUUAUCAUCAGAGAUCUCACACAGGAGAAAGACCUUAUGAGUGUGGUGAAUGUGGGAAAUCCUUUACCAGUAACCGAGUCCUCCGUUAUCAUCAGAGAACUCAUACAGGAGAAAGGCCUUAUGAGUGCAGUGAAUGUGGAAAGUCUUUUACCUCUAAAAAUGCUAUCCAUUAUCAUCAGAGAGUUCACUCUGGAGAAAAGCCUUAUGAGUGCAGUGAAUGUGGAAAAUCUUUCAAAUCUCAGUCUGCCUUGAGAUAUCAUCAGAAAUCUCACACAGGAGAAAGGCCUUAUAAGUGCAGUGAAUGUGGAAAGUCUUUUAUUACUGCUGCUUUUCUUCGUUAUCAUCAGAGAGUUCAUUCUAGUGAUUGGCCUUAUAAGUGCACUGAAUGUGGGAAAUCUUUUACUUCUAAAUCCAGCUUUGAUUAUCAUCAAGGAGUUCAUUCUAGAGAAAGGCCUCGUAUAGGGUGCAGUGAAUGUGGGAAAUCCUUUACCAGUAGCAACGCCCUCCGUUAUCAUCAGAGAGUUCAUUCUGGAGAAAGGCCUUAUGAGUGUAGUGACUGUAGGAAAUCUUUUACCUAUAGGUCUUCCCUCACUUAUCAUCAGAGAGUUCACACUGGAGAAAAGCCUUUUGAGUGCAGUGAAUGUGGGAAAUCUUUUACCACUAACUCCAGACUCCGUAAGCAUCAGAAAGUUCACAGUGGAGAAAGGCCUUAUAAAUGCAUUGAAUGUGGGAAAUCUUUUGCCAAUAAGUCCAACUUCCAGUAUCAUCAAAAAGUUCACUCUGGAGAAAGGCCUUAUGAGUGUAGUGAAUGUGGGAAAUCCUUUAUCCAAAGAUAUAGCCUUAAUCUACACCAGAGAGUUCACACGGGAAAAAGUCCUCAUAGUUGUAGUGAGUGUGGGAAAUUUUUUAUUACUAAGAGUAAUCUUACUGAACACCAGAGUGUUCACACAGGAGAAAGGCCUUAUAAAUGUGGUGAAUGUGGAAAAUCUUUCAUCUCUCGGCCUGCCCUCAGAUACCAUCAGAGAUCUCACACAGGACAAAGACCUUAUGAGUGCAGUGAAUGUGGGAAAUCAUUUACCACUAAUUUUAACCUCCAUUAUCAUCAGAGAGUUCAUUCUGGGGAAAGGCCUUAUGAGUGCAGUGAAUGUGGAAAAUCUUAUUUUUCUAAGUCUGCAUUCAUUUCUCAUCAGAGAUCUCACAGAGGAGAAAGGCCUUAUGAAUGCAGUGACUGUGGGAAAUCUUUCUACUCUCAGUCUGCCUUCAGAUAUCAUCAGAAAUCUCACAUGGGAGAAAGGCCUUAUAAAUGCAGUGAAUGUGGGAAAUCUUUUAUUUGUAGGUCUUCCCUCAGAUAUCAUCAGAGAUCUCACACAGGCGAAAGGCCUUAUAAGUGCAGUGAAUGUGGAAAAUCGUUUACCUCUAGCUUUAACCUCCAUUACCAUCAAAGCAUUCACACUGGAGAAAGGCCGUAUGAGUGCAGUGAAUGUGGGAAAUCUUUUAUUACUGCUGCUGUUCUUCGUUAUCAUCAGAGAGUUCAUUCUAGUGAUUGGCCUUAUAAGUGCACUGAAUGUGGGAAAUCUUUUACUUCUAAAUCCAGCUUUGAUUAUCAUCAAGGAGUUCAUUCUAGAGAAAGGCCUCGUAUAGGGUGCAGUGAAUGUGGGAAAUCCUUUACCAGUAGCAACGCCCUCCGUUAUCAUCAGAGAGUUCAUUCUGGAGAAAGGCCUUAUGAGUGUAGUGACUGUAGGAAAUCUUUUACCUAUAGGUCUUCCCUCACUUAUCAUCAGAGAGUUCACACUGGAGAAAAGCCUUUUGAGUGCAGUGAAUGUGGGAAAUCUUUUACCACUAACUCCAGACUCCGUAAGCAUCAGAAAGUUCACAGUGGAGAAAGGCCUUAUAAAUGCAUUGAAUGUGGGAAAUCUUUUGCCAAUAAGUCCAACUUCCAGUAUCAUCAAAAAGUUCACUCUGGAGAAAGGCCUUAUGAGUGUAGUGAAUGUGGGAAAUCCUUUAUCCAAAGAUACAAUCUCAAUCUACACCAGAGAGUUCAUACAGGAAUAAGUCCUUAUAGUUGUAGUGAGUGUGGGAAGUCUUUUAUUACUAAGAGCAGUCUUAGUGAACACCAGAGUGUUCACACAGGAGAAAGACCUUAUAAAUGCAGUGAAUGUGGGAAAUCCUUUGCCAGUAGCUCCAGCUUCCGUUAUCAUCAAAGAGUUCAUACUGGAGAAAAGCCGUUCAAAUGUACCAAGUGUGGGAAAUCUUUUACCACUAAUUACCUCCUGCGUAUUCAUCUGAGAUCUCACACUGGAGAAAAGCCUUAUGAGUGCAGCGAAUGUGGGAGAUCCUUUGCCAGUAGCUCCAGCUUCCGUUAUCAUCAAAGAGUUCAUACUGGAGAAAAGCCGUUCAAAUGUACCAAGUGUGGGAAAUCUUUUACCACUAAUUACCUCCUGCGUAUUCAUCUGAGAUCUCACACUGGAGAAAAGCCUUAUGAGUGCAGAGAAUGUGGGAAAUCCUUUGCCAGUAACUCCAGCUUCCGUUAUCAUCAAAGAGUUCAUACUGGAGAAAAGCCGUUCAAAUGUACCAAGUGUGGGAAAUCUUUUACCACUAAUUACCUCCUGCGUAUUCAUCUGAGAUCUCACACUGGAGAAAAACCUUAUGAGUGCAGUGAAUGUGGGAAAUCCUUUACCAGUAGAUCCAGUCUCUGUUAUCAUCAGAGAGCUCACAUUGGAGAAAGGCCUUAUAUAUGUAGUGAAUGUGGGAAAGCUUUUACUCGUAGCUUCAGUCUCCAUUAUCAUAAGAGUGUUCACACUGGAGAAAGGCCUUUUAAGUGCAGUGAAUGUGGGAAAUCUUUUAUUAACAUCUCCAAAUUGCAUUGUCAUCGGAGAGGUCAUACUGGAGAAAAGUCUUAAGAGUGCACUAGUGGGAAAUCUUUUAUGGGUAAAUCUUUCUGAAUGUUGGAGAGUUUAAACUGGGGAAAGAUUUACAGAGAAUGUGCAAUUUCCUUGUUCAGUAUACAAAUGCUGGAGGGAACUGGGAGGACAUCUGUCUCAAUUGAGUCUCAAUCCAAGUGUGUCUGAAAUCAGCAUGAUUUUUUCUCCUUACUCAGAUCAGAAAUUAGAGUUUUCAGGCGCUGUUGAAGGGCAUACAUCCUCCAGGUCUACAAAAAGGCAUUUCCUGACCUCCAGAGUUCUUCAAAACAAUGUCACUUGUUGUAAGACCAUUGUGUCCAGGGGAAACUAUAAUUGAUAUAGAAACUCUGUUUUAAUAAGGAGUGGAGGAAACUGCAGUUAGAUGGAACCCAUUCUAAAGGUGCAUCUAGAUGUUUCUAUGACGUUGUCUGUGGGAUCAGCUUAUACACAAAUAUCUAAACCUCCAGAUACAAUAUUAACUUUUAGCUGGAGUCAUUGUCAGACAAAAUAUUUGGAAAGGUUUUCUUUUGGAUUCCUGUCACACCCAGUAAAUUUUACCUCAAGGCCCUUACUUCAGAGGCAGGAAAGAAAGAAGAAAGGGGAUGUGGCUCUUGUGAUCCAGACAGCAUUCCUGUUGACUCAGGUAAAAAUGUACUUCAUUGCUUCCCAUAUUUGCUGCCACUGAGGAAGGACUGAUUCUGACAGGGCAUGAGGAGAGAGUUGACAGAUUCAAUAUAGGGUUGGUUGCCAGAACUAUUUUCCAAAAGGAGUAGGACUUACAGAUUUUUUUUUCCAUCUUCAGCCAAUUUUUAAAGCUUUACUAAAGCAUAAUUUACAUAUACAAAACUGCAUAUGUUUGAAGUAUAUGAGCUAAUAAAUUUUCACCCAGCUAUGAACCUCUGAAACCAUCACCAUAGAACUAAUAAUGCUCCAUCUGUUAUGGCAUAUUUACCUCAUGUCCUGCUAUAAUCUCUCCUUACAACCCCUGCCUCUCCAAGUAACCACUGAUUUACUCUUCCCUUAGAAUUAGAUACUUUUGCAUUUUCUUGAAUGUAUCUAAUUGGAAUCCUAAACUGUUUACUGGGUUUAUUUCCUUCUGAUUUUCUUGGUUUCAUAACUAUUUGCAAUUCUUCAUGAGCUAUAAGUAGCUCAUCUUGUUAUAUUUUGAUGAGUAGUGUUCUUAUCAUUGGUUGUACCAUUGUUUAUUCCUCUUUUUCUGGGUAUUUAGGUUAUUUCUAGGUUUUCACAAUUGAAAAUAAAGCUGCUACAGACAUUU